GAUGAAAAUUUUCCUAUUAAUAAACUUAAAGAUGCAAUUCAAAAAUCUAUUACAUGGCUUGAAAAAAACCAAGAAGCGAGUAAAGAGGAAUAUGAUUAUAAACAAGAAUCACUCGAAAAACUAGCCAACCCAAUAAUGAGGCUUCUUCACGGUUUCAGUCCAGAUGGCUUCCCAGAUGAUUAUGAUUAA
Messenger RNA from Funneliformis mosseae, 189 nucleotides. The record is from the annotation of a GenBank genome assembly. NCBI's taxonomy places the organism in Eukaryota, Fungi, Glomeromycota, Glomeromycetes, Glomerales, Glomeraceae.